Messenger RNA from Drosophila ananassae, 1422 nucleotides. RefSeq lists its product as uncharacterized. Bases 916 to 1293 code for a protein of 125 amino acids. The transcript is spliced from 3 exons. NCBI's taxonomy places the organism in Eukaryota, Metazoa, Arthropoda, Insecta, Diptera, Drosophilidae. The record is from RefSeq and is a predicted model, not a curated record.
GAAGUAAGUGCAGUUUCUUACACUAGAAAAGAAAUCCGGGCGUUUUUCGUAGGGGGGUGUGUGUCUGGGUGGGCGGUUCGUUGUGUAUGUGAGGGUAUUUUUGUGUUUGUUUUGAGCUGCAGCCUCCGCCUCCCAAGCCACCCACCACCCACCACCUCCACCCAUUCAAGCUCGCAUUCACAUACACAGGAAGCCCAAUAAGCGGAUGAUAUUGAUAAAAUGUCAAAAGUUCAAUGGAUAUACUAUCCUGGAAAUAGUGCCAUGACCUUUAAGAUAACUGAUAAUAGAAUUAUUUUUUAAGAUAAAAUAAAAUACACUUAAAAAAUAAAUAGUUGAUAAGAAUAAAUAUAAUAUAUAUAUAAAUGUAAUACUAGACAUAAAUCUAAGUUUUAAUAAACUGUGUAUUAUUUUUAAAAAUAAAACCACGUUAACCCCUUAUUAAGUUGAAAAGGUCAUAGGCCUUCUGUGAGUCACAUGAUAUAAUCAAUCCCUAGAAGUGCCGUUAUCUCACGUCUCAUCCGUUAAAAUUUGAAUAGGGAACUCCCCUUGGAAGUUUGUUUCUUCAGGUGUUUCGAUUCCGUCACAAAUACGGAGUGACUAGCAGAUUUCAAUUAGUUUAAGCCAAGUUAAUUGUCACUUUGAAGGCUUUCGACUGGUUUUCGACUGAUUUUGCGAUUUUAUUGUAAUCCCUAAUAGCAUGGGAUUUCUCGCAAUCCUAUGGUAUGCAAAAUAAUUGUCGGAUUGGUAGGCGGAUUGAAGUGUUUCCCGUGAAGCUUUUUUUUUGUCCGCUUUUAUCGUUUCACGCCAAUAUAGAAACUAGUUUUGAUCAUAAUUAAGCCAACCUUCAUUCGGGGCUCGAAGAUGAGUAGCUGACAUAGACUUGGAUAGUUUCUAUUCAACCAUUGUCGUGUCACCAUGUCUUGGCAUUUCUUCUCCAUCACCGCGUUACUUCUUGUUGCCUUUGUGAACUCUGCACCCCAAAAUACUGUUCCUCAAAUACGCACAAAUGGCUUCCAAUUAGAGCCCCUCAACAAGGACUACUUCCUCAGAAUCGAGCAACCGGAUGGAACUAUCCGCCAGGAGUCUGUCCAGCAAAAUGAAGCCGGCAACCCGCACGUUACCGGGGUGAUUAAUCAGCCCUACGCAGACCAUGGAGCCCACUUGGUGCUCACCUACGAGGCGGGUCCAAACGGAUACGUUGCCAAAUACAGCUACGGGAAGGGUCCUCCAACACCACCCCCAGUUCCGCCACUUUUCCUCAGCCCCCAAGCCCUGAAAACAGCAACUGGAUAAAACUGGAACUGGUUGGCAUUAUAUAUUCCCUAAACUCCUGUGAUUUCUGCCUUUGAUAGCAUUUGUGUAAUUCCUACAUGCUGAUGUCAAUAAAAAUUAUUUAAAAAGUCUGCCAAAACCAUAAAAGUA